AUGUUUAGGUUGGAGAAGUUGAGUGACAGGAGGAAGAAAUGUGAUCUAAAAUUCCUUGAGGACAUCCUUUCUGGUAAAUCCAAAAUUAAUCUAAAAUCCUUAUUUCAAAUCCAGAAAUCUACAACCCGAUUCCGUAUUAAUUUUUCUUACAAAAUUGCAAAAAAGAAAAUUCGUGGUAACUUUUUCACAGUGCGAGUGAUUCCUGAAUUUUUGAAAAACAUCAAAUCCUACUCGGAUGAUUUCCUGGAUGUAAUUAUUAGAAAUGCUUGUGAUUGA
Molecule: messenger RNA, 276 nt
Organism: Caenorhabditis angaria
Lineage: Eukaryota; Metazoa; Nematoda; Chromadorea; Rhabditida; Rhabditidae
Source: the annotation of a GenBank genome assembly